GAGUUGAGUUAAUCAAUGGCUGCCGUUGGAAUUUGGUCGCAAGCCGGUGCUUCGACGUAUCCAGAGCAAUUACCGGGAGAGUUUUUGCUGGAUUAUGGUUGUACGUCGUCCCUGCCGAAGCUGCACGGCGAAGAUGGAGGAGGAGGCCCCACCGAGGGAGGCGGCGUGGGAGGCGCGCAGAUGCUGUCCAUGCCUCCCCUGUGCAACUUCGAGCCCAUCCCUCACGACCACGACUACUGCGAGCGGGUCGUGAUCAACGUGAGCGGGCUCCGGUUCGAGACGCAGCUCCGGACGCUGAACCAGUUCCCGGACACCCUGCUGGGGGACCCGGCUCGGCGUAUCCGCUACUUCGACCCGCUGCGGAACGAGUACUUCUUCGACCGGAACCGGCCCUCCUUCGACGCCAUCCUGUACUACUACCAGAGCGGGGGCCGGCUGCGGCGGCCCGUCAAUGUGCCGCUAGACGUCUUCGCUGAGGAGAUCAAGUUCUACGAGCUGGGCGAGAUGGCCUUCAACAAGUUCCGCGAGGACGAGGGGUUCAUCAAAGAGGAGGAGAGACCCUUGCCCAAGCACGAGCUGCAACGCAAGCUCUGGCUUCUAUUCGAGUACCCCGAGAGCUCACAAGGGGCUCGUGUGAUCGCCAUCGUGUCAGUGGUCGUCAUCCUGCUGUCGAUCUUCAUCUUCUGCUUGGAGACGCUGCCCGAAUUCAAGCACUACCGCCUCUUCAACACCACCAACAACAUGACGCGCGUUAUAGAAGACGAGGUGCCUCGCACCACGGACCCCUUCUUCAUCAUCGAGACGUGCUGCAUCAUCUGGUUUACAUUCGAGCUGCUCGUCCGUUUUCUGGCGUGUCCCUCCAAAAUGGCCUUCUGCAGGGACGCCAUGAACAGCAUCGACUUGAUGGCCAUCAUCCCGUAUUUCAUUACGCUGGCCACUGUCGUGAGUGGUCAGCGUCCGCAGGAAAGGCCCAUCAAUGAGAGGGGCAACAACCAGGCCAUGUCACUGGCCAUCCUCAGGGUUAUCCGUCUGGUGCGUGUGUUCCGGAUCUUCAAACUGUCCCGCCACUCCAAGGGCCUUCAGAUCCUGGGCCGGACUCUCAAGGCGAGCAUGCGGGAGCUCGGCCUGCUCAUCUUCUUCCUCUUCAUCGGCGUCAUCCUCUUUUCGAGCGCCGUCUACUAUGCGGAGGCGGACUCGGAACGGUCUUUCUUCAAAAGCAUCCCCGACGCGUUCUGGUGGGCCGUGGUCACCAUGACAACCGUCGGCUAUGGGGACAUGCGACCCGUCGGGGUGUGGGGCAAAUUGGUGGGCUCGCUGUGCGCUAUCGCCGGCGUGCUCACCAUCGCCCUACCUGUGCCCGUCAUAGUCUCCAACUUCAACUACUUCUACCACCGUGAGACGGACCAGGAGGAAAUGCAGUCGCAAAAUUUCAAUCAUGUCACCAGCUGUCCGUACUUGCCCGGUACGGUGGGCGCCAAGCUCAAGAGGGACUCUGUCAGUGAGUCCGCCUCGGACAUCAUGGAACUGGAGGAAGGCAUGCUGCUCAGUGUCGAGAACACCCACAUGCUCGGCAACUACCACCACCAGCAGCAGCAGCAGCUGCAGAAGAAGCCCAACUGCAACCCCCUCCACAACAACAAUAUUAAUGCCGUCUCGAUUGAAACCGAUGUUUGAAGUAGUGCUUGGUUGGUAGCUGCGCAAUAUGUCCUCCUACAGAGCAGCCUUUAUAUACACGUAUCCUUUUUCUCUUGUAUCUCUACUAUCGUCUCCUCUUUCAGAUCUUCAACAGCCUGGCUUCCAGUUACAAAGAACCAUAUUGGUUUCCCCGACUGGAUACAAGAGAAGUUGUGAACCAAAGGUCUUUCAAGUUUAAUAAAUUAAUUCUAUUAAUUGAAAUAAGACAAUGAAGCAGACCCUCGCCAAGAAAAAUGGAGAAGCCAAGUUUUUUCGCCCAAAAUUUUCAUCCAUCGCUGAACGAAGGAAGCCAACGAUAUAUAAAGACUGUUGAAAACGGAUGUUCAUUUGAAGUUAGGCCAAACACGAGCCCCUCUUCAAGACUACAGUAUUUUUCCUUUUUACUGCAUCAAACGAAUCAAUCAGUCGGUUCGAUAACGUCUUAAUUAACAAAUGAAAACUUAUUUACCUUUUUAUCAAUGAACUGUGAUGGUGUGUUCUGCAUAAGGCAAUAUAUUUACCUUAUUCAUUUUGUGUUUGAUCUAUAUGUACUUAUUUUUUUUCCGUUGAUCAUUCAUUGUUGUUAUUGUUGAAGUCAUGGCGAGUUAUGUUUUUCCAAAUACAAGAUUGAUGAGAUUACUUUUCAUCAAUAUUUUUAUUCUGAUUCACCAUUUUUGAUCGAAUGAAGAAAUGUUCCCCAAAUUCUUUUUCUUUAAGAACAUCACAAGAAAUGACUUCAAAUCAUUCAUUGUAUUUAUUAUCAAGUAUGUUUUUUUUCUUCUAUAUUUAUUUAUUGAUUUCUUUUUCGCCGUGAGAGUCGUGUCGCGUCUCUAGGCGCCUCCAGCCACCCAAGAUGGCGUCUGAUGUUUAAAUAAAUUUCAAUAAAAGCCAGUGGUUGCCUUUCCCAAACCAUGUAUGCAGAAUAUCGUAUGCCUUCCAUUUUACUUAACACUAGUUAUUCAUACUGAUGUUUCUGUAGAGUUAAGUCCUUGACAUCUAUGAAUCUCAUACGUAGAUACCAUUAAUGCAAAGUUAAAUGAUUAUUAAUUAAUUACAAUUAUCAAAUAACUUAAUUGCUCUGCAUUGCUGACCAUAAAAAUUGUUAAAUGUUGAAUGAUAUGGUCUGAACUAGAAAAAUUACCAACCAGUCAUUCAAUUGAGACUCUUUUUUAAAAGAAAAAGACACUAAUCAUGUAUAAUUAAUAUAUCUAUUUGAAUACAUAUGUAAGAAUAGUAACCCUUUGAGAAUUUAGAUCUUUAUUAAGUCUUAAAUCCAAUUUCAAAAUUAAAAGAGGAAAGUGUUUAAAGAAUGUUAUUUAAUCUUGCCUCUUUUCUCUUCAGCUCCCCCUACCCCACAUCAAAUAACGUUUUAGAACAAUUUUUCGAAUUAUCUAAUGUCCCCGCCUUUUCUAAGAAAUGAACUUCGAAGGCCCCGUAACAGGCAAUUGUCAGCAUUCAUUUCAAAACAAUCUUUGUUACGAGUGUGUACAUAAUUUUCAAGUAUUUUUGUUUGUAAAAGAAAUGAAUUUGAAGUCAGUGUUCAAGACCAGAAACUGGUACAAAAUAGGGCGAUGAGGUAAGGAGAAAUGUUAUAAAUCGUUUGUUGUUGUUGACUUCUUUCUCUAAUGAAACUGAGAAAAUAUUUUUCAAAAUGGUUACUUUGAAAGAAAAAUUCUAUAUUUCACAAAAAAGUGCUCUUAUUUGAUCGAAGAGAUUGGUUGCUGAAAAACCACUAGUCUUUCAGAAUCCGACGUGCACGAAGAAGUAAAUAUGUUGUCAAAAAAGGAACGUUUCUUUUAUUUUUAAAAAAAAAAUUUAAAGGACUUUACUCCAAGUCCUUCUUUUCAUGUUUUUGUAUACAGAUUUCACAUUCUCUUAGAAUGUAAUUAAUUCUACGCAUGACAUAAAAAAUACGCAAUAAAUGUAUCUGAACAGCAGUACCGAACAUAAUAAAAAAAAUCAAUAAUAAUUGAUGUAAUCAAAUGGCAGAUGUUUUAUAAAAAUCGUUCGUUAAUAUUUAGAUUUUAGGAAAAGACAAAGCUGUUGCCAUUUACUGUAGAUCAACUUUAUCAAGGGUAAAUAGUAUGAGAAUUCAUUCUCUGGUUUCAGUGAAAUCGCUUGCUUGCAAGGAAGUGUAGAAAAAUAUGAUAAUAGUUCCAGGUUUUAUAACUCUAUACUAUUGAAUAUAAGCCCAUAAAGAUUUAGUAAUUUAUUAUGAUGUCAUUAAAUGUACAUAAUACAUUUCUAAUUUAAUGAAUUGACUCUUACUAUGAAAUAAAAAAUCUAAAAAUUCCUAAUAUUUCAAAAUUUCUUCUAGAAUGUUCUUAGCGAUAGACAUUUCUCAUUAUCCGAAUGAAUUUCAAAACUAUUUAAUAUAUGUUCAGUGUUAUAACUGGUGAACCUACUUUUCAUUUUUUUCUUAUGAAACCAAGUUCUGAUAUAGAAAAAUUUAAAGUUCUUUUUGUUCUUUUUUUAAAUGCUGAUAAAAUGAUUAGAAUAUAAAAUUGUUCCAUUUGUCGAUGGAUAAAUAUUAUUAUUUUAUUAGACAGAUAUACCUGAUACUGUAUACGAAAUUAUUUUUAAAUACAUUUAAAUGAAAUAAUCAAUUUAUUCUAAAUAUAUUUCAUUUUUCCCUCGGAAUGAUGGCAACAUCGAGUGUGUUUGCCCUUGAAAUUGACAAUUUACCAUGGACGUUCUUAGUCCAGGUAUGGUUGCUGGUUCUCUUGGGUAGACUAAUAUAUAUCUAGAUAUGUUGAAGUGAUAAAGAUGUUCUAAAGAGUUGUUUAGAUAUUAUGUGUCUAUAUUAAAGAUAUUCUGUAUUCUAGUUAAUGUUAUAACUGUCACAAUGAAUUUUUUACUGGUUCGGGACUGUCUGCUGUGUAUUUGAGUACUUAACUUGAAUUGUCACAUAUUUUCUUUGUGUUUCAUUAAAUUUAAUAUUCAAGUGUUAUUAUCAGCAUGUACAGUACACGUUCUUUUGAAGGUGUAAAAUAGUGCUUUGGUAUUUACCAGUAAGGCCUGAAGUACUUUAACAGGAACGCACAUUUCGUAGGUCAAAGGAUCUGCUACAAAAAAAAAAGCGUUAAACGCACUUCUCAGUUUCUGUACCGGUUCAGUAAGUACUUCAUUUUAUAAAUAAUUCAAAUCCAAAAUAAAAAUAAUAAUUAAAAAAUUCCCUUGCACUUGCUGCUGCCAUAAUAUGGCUCACUUUUUCAGAGUAAAAUAGAUAGUAAUAAAUUCAUUAAAGAACAUUUAGAGUAAUAUUGAAAGUAUAUUUCUGAUUUACUUAACAUUCCAGUAAUGUUUCAAAGGCGUUAAAGUAUUUCAGAAACAGAAAUUAGAAUUAGAAUAGAUUAAACUCAAUUAGCUAUAAAAGUAUCAAAGGGUCAAAGUAUUUUAAUAAACUGUUAAUGACUGAGUUGAACAUUUUUUGAAAACAAAGUAAGAAUUUGAAAUGAUUUUCUUUUACUCUGAAAUCAGAAUUUCUUUAUCUAAAGUUUUUUAAUCCGGUUGACUUAUCUGUACAUUUCAUUAGAUAAAGGGUACAUUCCCGCUAUAAGAGUUGGUGCCAAGGAAUAAAAUAUCUUUUUUGAAUCUAAAACUUAUUUUAUUCCAUGAAUAUGAUUUUAAAAAUCAGCAUUUGAAUUAACAUUGUUUAAUUCAUUCCUUUUCUCAAAUUUUAAUAUUCAAAUAAAUAAAUUAUUUUAAUAAAAUUAUUGUUAAAUUUCAAAGCAUCAGAACCUUCUUCUUAAGAAGUGGGUUUUUUUACACUUUUAUUAAGAGUAUUGACAUAUUAUUUUACUUUAAAAAAUGGUUAAUUAUUUAUUUAAAAUGAAAUGCAAACUGGAGAUACCUCUGUGGAGAAAAUAAAUCAUUCGCAGCGGAUUUCACAACAUUCCUGCUAAACAUUUCCAUUUCAGCGAAGCUUUUAUUUUAUAGAACUUUCUAUAUUUUCAUCACAUUUACAUGAAGAAAUGAGACUUUUAGGUUAGAUUACAUCCUGUAUCCUCUGCCAUUCCUUAGAAUUCUCAGCAACAAUCAAUACUUCGACUGACUGUAAGCCAAAAACAGUACAACGUAGGGAAAAAAAGACAUUUCCGAACCUGGCAACAGCAGCAAGUGCAAGUGAUUGUUCUUGCGGAUUUUUUACGAGAAAUUUCUUUAUCUUUCUCAGUCCCUUCCCCCUUUUUUUCUAAUGUCGAUACUUGGAUGCAGGAAAAAUCCUUUCAAGAUAGCUCAAUUCAAGCCAAUAUUAAACCUCGAGUAGAUGUAGAAAUUUACAUCUAGGAACUAGGAAUAGCUCGGUUCAUGUUCCCGGGCUGAACUUGAAUCUUUCCGAUCUUCUUUUUCUUCUAAACCUAGCUGCGACAGCUACUACAAAUAUGUAUUAAAUGAUUACAUUUCUAGUGAGUGCUAACAGAUCUGAAAGCAGCAAGGAUUCGCUUUGAAACAGAUGACCAACUAUGUAUGUAUGUUUUGCAUUCAGGGAACAAAGAGAUUGAAAUGUAAUGUUUUUGCUUAAGGAGGGUAGAAUGAGCUGAAGUUCGUAUAUCCAGAACAGUGGCGUCGCUAGUAACUCAUCAAGUACAAUGGAAACUAUUAACAUACGUUUACUCAUGGAAGCAGGAUAAAAGAACGACUAUGGGCAUGUGCCUUAGUAUGAAUAACAUGCGCAGAUUGUAGAUAUGUAAAGUUGCAAAUAUAAGAGUAAUGUAGUAUAGAUAUGUUAAACUUUUAAGAGUUUUAUUUCAUGUAUAUUUAAAAAGUCCUUGACUAUUGAUCAUGGGAAAGUUUUGGAUGUAAUCAUGAGUACUUUGGAUGCUGACGUGUGUACUUUAGCUUCUACCAUUGAAAAUGUAACUUAAAAUUUUCAUAAAAAUUCAGAAAACAUUUGAAUUUUCUAUUAUUUUUUUCUUAAUCAGUUUUGGCAAUUAAUUACCUCUAAAAUUGUUUCAAAAUUCUAUUAAAUUGUGAAUAUAUUUUAUAGCAAUUUAAAUUAACCUAUAAAGAAAUAAAUGUUAAAUCAUGUCAACCUUAUUUUUUUUAAAAUAUUUAAUGCUUGAAAUAUUUUGACAAAUAAAAUUAGCAUUUGGAGUAAAAAAAAACUGUUUUAUCUAAAAGAAUUCUUUUAAAGAACUUAAUUAAAAAUUUCUUCUUUAAAAAUUCUUAUUUAAUCUUUAUUAUCAAGACAGUGUUGGCAUUUAUUAAUAUCAAUCAUUUUGUUUCCUAAAUUGCCUCUUUAAUUAUAAAUAUGAUUUUCAACACGAAGCAAAUAUCAAAUAACUUUUUCAUUGUCUUAAUGUAUAUAAGAAUAUAAGCCUUGAUGGAAUCAGAGCCCGUAGUCAAGAAUAUGCCAAAUCCUACAUCCUACGUUAUUAUCAAAUUUAAAUUGAUACAUGCUUUUUACAUAAGAUUUCUGAAAGCCUAACGAAGUUGUUAUAAAAGGAAAUUCAUGUAAGAGAAAACGAAGAUGAUAUAUGUACUUUCUUUCCCAUUUCGGCCCUGAAAUAUGAUAAAGUGUUAUGCAGUAUUUUUAUGAUUAAACGUUCCGAUAUAUCUAUAUAGUACACUAUAUCACGAAAAUAUUGCAUGAUAUUUUUUACAAUUUAAUCCUGGUUAAUUAUCCUGUUUCCUGGUAAUUUUUUGCAAAAUUAGAUCCAAAAUAAAAUUGUUUUGUUAUAUAUAAUCUUUAUUAAAAGAUUCGUUAUUUUGUUGGAUUUAAAUUUGCAAGCAUUAAACGAUUUAAAAGAAAUAUCAAUUUUUCUAUCUAUCUCUGUUUCUGCUUAUAAUGUGAAAAAUUCAACGGCAGUUUGUAAUGUGUCAAGUGAUAUCUAUACUAGUGACGCCACUGAUGAAUGGAAUAAAUGUAAAACGGAAGAAAUGCUUUAUUUUUCCAUCUAAUAAUGAAUAUAUUAACUGUUGAAUGAUGUGUAAAUUGAAUUUUGAACUAGUGCAUUUGAUGAAAAAAUAUAUGUUGACUGAAGCCAUUGUAGAGCAAAAAUAUUUUUAGAUACAGGUUUUACUGCAUAUAUAAAUUAAAUAUCUUUCAUUAUAAGAUAAAUGGCAAGCCAAAUUAUAUUUUAAAUCAUGCAUUAAAUUAGGAAUAACAGCUUGAAUUCUGCGUAACUCUUCACUAUAAAAAAUAAUAUGAAAAGCAAAUAAUGAUUGUAAUGUUAUAUUAUUUCCAGUUACGUCAGUAUGUAUGUUUACUCUCGUUUUUGAUUAUGAAUCAGACAUUUGUGCUGAAAAUUGGUCUCUUCACUUGUUCGCAUUCAAGAAUCCGGAAUUUUGCUCACCCCAUCGUUCUCCGUUAGAAUUCCAUUUUUUUCAGCGCCAUCUUUCGUUUGAAAUUCACACUACAAAAUGUCAGGUUUUUUAGAAAGAAUUCGAUUGGGUACUUCAGUUUUCAUGAUUUUUUUAUGUCCUUGAUUGCUACUUAUUUUUUAAAAGAAAGUCAUCUUUUAAUUUUAAUUAUUGUUUGUGAAAAAAUUCGCCAUUAAUAAUUUGUUCUAAAUAUUCCAAAAAAAUUGAAUGUAAUAUUUGAAAUAUUCAUCCCAUUAUUUUUUUAUUCAUAUAAUUUUUAUUUUGUUUUCGGUUUCAGAUUGAAUCUCAUUUGCUUUUAUUUUUUGUCUGUUUUAUUUAUUCGUCAGAAUUAUUCUUUAAGCUUAGAAAUGUUUUACUAAAGCAUCGUCCUUUAAGAACAUUUUUUGGUGGAAUUUCAUAUUACUUUAUAGAGAUUACAUGCAUUUGGUUUCUACUUUUAAUUUCUCUGCAUAAAUUAUUAUUUUUCAUCUUUAAGCAGCAUUCAUAGGAAAGAAAAAAUUACCACUUUAUUAUAUUGCAUAACAAAUAAAAUUGAUUAUUGAAUCCAUCUUAAUGAUAAAAUCUGCACCAUUUUUUCAAAUUUAUUUUCAUUCUCAAUUGUUCAUAAAAAAUUACUGCAUUAAUUUACAGAACUACUUUUAUAUUUUGAGACAGAUCUUAUAACUAGGAAUUUAAUUAGUAUUUUUAUCAAUAAGUAAAUGAAACCUGUUUCUAAAGCUCUACAGUGGCUAGUGAGUGUUCUUAAAAGAUUCUACCUAUUGAUCUUUUGCAUUUAAAAAUGAUACGCUCUUGUGCAUUAUGGGUGCUAAGCGAUUUUCCUGGAAAUUAGUGCUAGCGAUCUCUGUUUGAUAUAAGAAUCAAUUUUAAAAGACAAAACCUGUAAAUAAUUGCUGUUAUUACAUAAUUGUUUAAACGAACUAUUUUGAAGUUCGACUUCAUACACAGGUCGCUUUUAUCAUUAUAAAUGUGCAAGCUUCAAUAUGAUUUGAAGGGUUAUAGAAAGAUAAGUUUAUAUUUCAAUAGAUUGUCAAAAAACUUUAUGACCGUUGAUAGUUAAUAAGAAUUCUAAAGUUUUCGAUUGUUAAUAUGAAAGCUAUAAGAUAUAUGUAUUUAGAUCGGAAAAGAAUUACAGAGCUUCUUCUGAAGUUUCUGUGGAAAAAGAAAUAGUGCCAUGGUUAGGCUGUUAAUAAAAUGGCUGAAUCGGCAGCGAUUCGGAACAGAAUGAUGCACAAUGACUGAAAAAACUUAGCAGAACUGUUCUAUGAUUCCAUUAUAAAUAUGGUAAUAUGUGUUAUUAAAAAAAGGAAAGAAAGAAUGUUCUUUUGCUGUUAGUCAAAUGGCAAAACGGUUAGUAAUUCUGAGCAGAAUAUUUUACAAUGAAGAAAGUUUAAUUUGCGUUUUAUUGUUGAUCGAUUUCCAUCUUCAAACUUGAUUGGUUAUCUUUUAUGAUUAAAGAUGAGCAAGCUCUUGCUGUUAGUUAAAUGGCAUAAAUUUUUAGCAAUUCUGUUUGGAAUAAUUUGCAAUGAUGGAAAUAAAUUGACAAUCCACUUUUAAUAAUUAUGUGGAGAAUUGCAAAUGAACGUUUAAAAUGAUUUUUAUUAACGUUGAAACAACGGAAAGCAUAUAGUCCCAAAUGAGAAUAAAUUAAAUUUAUGAAAAGGAUUCAACUUUACUUUUUUUAAAUUGGCUUUCUAUUAUAUUUAAUAAACUUUCCUACUUUCAAAUAAAGUAUGAAGCAAGAUACGUCAAAGUGAAUUUAUAAAAGUAUGUCUCUCGAGUUCCGAGUGUUAUAAAAAAAAAAAUGAAGGCUUGAAUAUUAUCUGCAGGAAAUAUUGUUGUUUCAGAUAGUUAGCUGUGUUUAAAAAGUUUUAAUGGACUUAUUUCCAUGAGUGAUCACGAAUGGGAAAAAGGCCUAAAUUAACUGUUAGAAAAUUCCUCAAUAUUAUAAAAACCUGAAAUGCACAUCAAUUAAGCUUAAGUUAUUUUUACACUUCAAAAGACAGAUUUGAAAAGAAUCCUAUCUCUUAACAAAUCGGGGGAAAAAGUCAAAAUCGCUACCUAAUGUUUUAGUAGUACAGUGUAUGAAUACUCAAAGCGUUCUCAUACAUUCCAGAUCUGAUUAUACUGAGAUACAAAUAAAUUUUGACUAGUUAAUUAUUAGCAAGUAAGGUGCUUCCAAUCGUUAUUUAGAGAUUAUUUGUAGAUACUUGUUACUUCUAUUAAUACAUGGUUGGUCCUGUCAAGGCGAGCUGCUAUCCCUUUCACAAUGUAAGAUAAAAGCAUGCCAGUGCAAAUGUAAAAACUAAAAUAAUCAAUAAAUGGGUGAAUAAACAAUACUACAAAAAAUGUACUACAACUAGCCCUUGUUUACUUUGUUAUUGUUAUUUUAUAUACCACCUGUUUCUCUGUCCUUCAGUGUAAAGGCGACUGCAGCUGUCAUGGCUCUAUUGCCUGGCCUUUGACUGGUUGAUUUUAUUACAAAUAACCGUCCAAAAUGAGAUGAAAACCUUUGUUUGAAAACUAUAGAUGUGCAAAAGGUUUACUGUUUAUUUGAAUCCACCGACAGUUUAUUUGUCUUGUGAGCAUGUGAUAAACAAGUUUAUUGAAUCCAAUUUUUCUAGAUUCUUACAUAUGAAUAUUUUUUUUUUCUUUUUUUCGUUUUUGUGUGCAUGAAAAUUUAAAAUAUUUCAAAAGAAAAAUGCUGUUCUCCUUUUCUUGCACGACAUACAUAGAACCUUUACAUUGAAUUGUAGAUACCGCGAUCAAAUUAAUAAAGCUACAGUUCCUUUUCA
Messenger RNA from Argiope bruennichi, 10790 nucleotides. Its product is annotated as potassium voltage-gated channel protein Shaker-like. Gene Ontology annotation, cellular component: voltage-gated potassium channel complex; membrane. Bases 16 to 1674 code for a protein of 552 amino acids. NCBI's taxonomy places the organism in Eukaryota, Metazoa, Arthropoda, Arachnida, Araneae, Araneidae. The record is from RefSeq and is a predicted model, not a curated record. Gene Ontology annotation, molecular function: delayed rectifier potassium channel activity; protein binding. Gene Ontology annotation, biological process: potassium ion transmembrane transport; protein homooligomerization. The transcript has 3 exons.